Molecule: messenger RNA, 616 nt
Organism: Cylicocyclus nassatus
Lineage: Eukaryota; Metazoa; Nematoda; Chromadorea; Rhabditida; Strongylidae
Source: the annotation of a GenBank genome assembly
AUGGCUGAAGGACAACUGGUUGUUGUCACCUUACAUGCCAAUAAAUACGAUAAAGCAGAAAAAAUUGUGUUCCGUGAGUAUGGGUUGAUGAAGCGGCUUUUGGGCGAGGCUUCAUCAGGAGGUGUUUGCGAUGUAUCCGGUUUCGGAGGAGUGCGAAAUGGGCAAGAAGCGUUGGAAGAUAUUUAUUACGCUAUAUAUCGUGACGGUACAUUACGUGCCUGGAAUGCUGGGUUUGACGCUCACUACGCCCAAAAAGGUGGCCGCUCAAUUGAGUCAUCUUCGUUUGAUGCUCAAAAAGAAGGUGAACAAAGGUUCUUUUAUUCCCUCGGGUGCACUUGCGAUCAACUAGAACAGGCUGCUCGUGGCCCAAUAUGUGGGAUAUUGAAUUUCUGUGAGGACGGUCGGCACCAGUUUGGCCAAGGUGUAAGUACUUAUGCUAGCGGUGAAUUUGUCAACUGGCUGACGACAAUGUCUGACUCAUUUCGAGUCGCCGAUGAUAUGGGCCAACUGCGACUGCAAUUUAAACUGUUCCACAAACCGUUGUUUGAUUGGAAAGGUUCAUUCUUCGUUACACCAGUGGGUGUGAAAUGAUUAACGAUAUAGAAUGAUUUUUCGA